AUGGCGCAGGGACGGGUCGACGUUACUCUGCUUCCGAAUCUACCGGCUGCGGGAGAGAAGGAGCAGAAGGAAGGGAGCACGCUGUUCGGGCCAAACAUUGGGAUCGUCAGCACUGGGCCAGCGUGGACGGAGCAGCCAUCGAGGAAGUCGGCGGCUGAUGACUUGACUCCGGAGGUCAUCAGAAGUUGGGUGGAGAAGAGCAAACAGACCUCACAACCGACGACCACGCUGCAAGCUCUAGUAAACCUCAAACGACCCACCAUAAGACUUACUCCGUUCAAGGACGAAAGCUCAGAUGAUCCCACACAUUUGGAUCCCGAGCACCACCACGGGCUCGAAUUCGAGUACGACUGUGAUGCCCCCAAAUGUGGCAUCUACGUCUAUGUCGUUCUCCCGUCCGAUCACCCGCUCGCAAACGAGAAGAACACAGAAGACGGCUUUGCCCGUGUCCUUGUCUUCGAGAGCGUCACCGAGGGCGGGUUUGGCAAAUUCCUCAAACACGAAGACGGGGCUAUGUUGGAGCUCGCGCGGUUUGAGAACGGCGGUGCUACGGAUACCAACGCAACUAGCCCGGCGGAAGACCCGUCGGCGUCCUCAGUAGACGUGCAGGGCCAGAGCGCACCACCCGCCGAAGCCGACAUCACGUCGGCGCGGAGCACGGAACGCAAGAGGCGGUUCUCAGCCUUCCCCUUCCGCAAGCGGCACGCCCAGCGGGCCGUUGCAGGCCCUGCGCUCGCUGUCGUCGACGCGCAGCCCGCGGCACCGACGGUCCCUGACACUCCGGACGCCGAACCGUCGGAGAACAAGGAAUUGGCGCACGGCAGCGACGCUUCUGACAACGAGGGCGUCAGGGUUGCCAUCAAGCUCGUCGCACUGGACGAACAGGGGAAGCCUUUGGAUAUUGCGAACGAGCAGGUGACGUAUCUCCACAUUGUGAGGUUCGGCGCGCCCCCCGUGAAGGUCGACGACCUCCCGGCUGAGGAAGACAAGAGACCUUGGGUGGUGAAGGUCGUCAAGCGCGAAGCCACAAUUGGCUCUCACACAUUCCACCUGCACGAGAUAUACGGGCUGUCCUCGUAUUCGUCGACCCCGUCGCAACCGGUUGCACCUACCGCCUCUCCCACUACUCACACCUACCCCCCGGCGCCGGCGCCUGGGUCCUAUGAGGAUGAACCUUCGUCUGAAUGUCUGGUCUGCUUGUCGUCUCCCCGCGAAGUCGUCUUGCUCCCGUGUCGCCAUUUAGUGGCGUGCAAGGAAUGUGCGAUCAACAUGGUCGAGUUUGGUGCGGGAGGUGCCAUAGUGCACAACGAGGAAUCUACUGGCAAUACGGAGAGUGCAGCUGCAAGCGGAGAUGGCAGUGCAGGGGACGGUGCCCCCGGUGCGCCUGUCAGUGAAGCGGCUGCACCCCAACCUACGCCGAGAAGGAAGAGAAAGGCCAAGGGAUGGUUCUGCCCUGUCUGCAGACAACCGUACACGUCGUUGCUCCGCAUCACAACCGCACCCCCUGCGUCCAAGGAUAUGGAUAAGCGAGCGUCGACAUCAACGGAGGGCGGGGACACGCCCGCUGAGACCUCACCCUCUAUCCCCGCCGCGCUGCCACCAGCUGCUGCAGCUCCCGCUUCCCGAGGGUCUCUGAUCACCGCCCCUGCAUUCCUCCGAAACAUAUCGUUCCGAGGCAACAAUGCAGCUUCCCCUACGUUGCCUCCUGAUCUGGAGAGAGGCCAGGGACCCCAGACGGCCGCUCCUGCUUCUGCUGCGUAA
Molecule: messenger RNA, 1761 nt
Organism: Gloeophyllum trabeum ATCC 11539
Lineage: Eukaryota; Fungi; Basidiomycota; Agaricomycetes; Gloeophyllales; Gloeophyllaceae
Exons: 4
Coding region: 1-1761 (586 amino acids)
Biological process (GO): protein ubiquitination
Cellular component (GO): cytoplasm
Molecular function (GO): ubiquitin protein ligase activity
Source: RefSeq, a predicted model, not a curated record